Molecule: messenger RNA, 801 nt
Organism: Ustilago hordei
Lineage: Eukaryota; Fungi; Basidiomycota; Ustilaginomycetes; Ustilaginales; Ustilaginaceae
Exons: 7
Coding region: 1-801 (266 amino acids)
Biological process (GO): carbohydrate metabolic process
Source: RefSeq, a predicted model, not a curated record
AUGUCGGCGAAGUCAUUGCCUCGAAAGAUUGAGAUCAACUCGGACAUGGGCGAAGCCUUCGGACGUUGGCAGCUAGGACCUGACGAAGAGAUCAUGAAACACAUUGAUGUGGCCAACGUGGCUUGCGGAUUUCAUGCUUCUGAUCCUGUGACGUUGCACAAGACUGUCAAGCUCGCCAAGAAGUACAAUGUGGCGGUCGGCGCGCAUCCCGGGUUUCCAGACCUGACAGGAUUCGGCCGCCGUCGUAUGGAAAUGACCGAGGAGGAGGUUGCGGAUAUCAUCACAUACCAGGUCGGCGCUCUGAAAGGGUUCUGUGAUCUGGAAGGUGUUGCUCUGAAUCACGUCAAGCCUCAUGGAGCGUUGUACUUCUACCUCAAGAACUCUCGAAAGCACUGCGUAGCGGCAUACAAAGCUAUCAAGCCUUUGAGCGUUCCUAUCUAUGGGCUGGGAGGUACGGUACAUGAAGAGGUAGCAAAGGAGCUGGGUAUCCCUUUCGUGCCCGAGCUUUUCGUCGACAUCGAGUACAGCAAAGAAGGAGCUCUGAUCCCUCCGGCGCAGAGCAAGAAGAUUACGCCAGAAGAGAGCGCUGAGCGAGCGCGAAAGGUAGCCGAAACGGGCAGCAACUUUGCACAAGGAGGAGGUGAGGUCAAGAUGCCCGAGUUUGGACAUGAUGAGAAUGAGGGAAAGUGUAAGCCCUUCUCGAUCUGUAUCCACAGUGAUCUGCCUGGUGCAGAAAACACGGCGGUGGUAACACGCAAGAUGGUCGACGAGCUCAACGGCAAGCUGUUCCCUGGUGUGUAG